AUGCCCCAGACAGUGUCCGUCGGUAUCGAUUUGGGGUUCACAUUUACCGGGGUUGUUGUGGCUCUUGUCAACCCGCAAGGACACCAUGAAUUUAAAGUGCUGCGGUGGCCGGGCGCACAGGGGCCACAGACAUCGAAGACGCCUACUUGCAUCAGUUACCCACCGGGCUCUGAGCAGCCUAAGUGGGGUUUCCAAGCACGCAGCAACCCUCCUACGUACAGUUGGUUCAAAAUCUUGCUUGGUGAUGAUACGAAACCCGAUGACAUCCGAGACACUGAGCUAGAGAAGUACACGCGUCAAAGAUUAGCAAGACGACCGUUGAACAAGACUGCCUCGCAGAUGGUCUCCGACUUCCUCCGACAAAUCCGGCUCUUUGAAAAUGCUCAAGAUGCCAUGCGUCAAGCAAUCAGGAAUGCAGGCUUCGGCACGGAAACCCCGGGAGAUGUGCAUCUCUCAUCCGAAUCAGAUGCGGCUGCAGUGUAUGUCUUGCAACAGGAGAAGGAGAAUAUAAAGACUGGUCAUACGUUUGUCCUCUGUGAUAUAGGAGGCUGUACUAUCGAUUUGGCAUGCUACAAAGUUAUCUCCAAAGAACCAACUUUGAAUCUGCAACAGAUUACUAAUCUCACGGUAAGAGUCUUCCAUCCUAUAGGCGGGUCGAUGACAAUCGACACAAACUUUUUGCGCUUGAUGAACGAGUGGUUCAUGGGAUUUGAAUAUGUGUUUGAAGGGGCUGGUGGCCUACAGAGUGAGUUCAUGCAGCGUCUCGAAGAUCUCAAAAGGUCCUUCGACGGAUCGACAGGCAGAUAUGUUUUGCCAUUCGAUCUAGGAACAAUUAAUUCAGCUCAUUACGGCUCAAGGGGUAGGUGUAUUAUUAUAAGCCAUGAAGAGCUGCAAGGUUUGUUUAUGCAAACCGUCACUACAUCAAUCGAAGCCAUCCACGAAAUCGUUAGUAAAGCCCAGAGCGAGCUUCGCAAAUUCGAAGAGGCAGUGAAUCAUUUGUGCAUCACCGGCGGCUUCGCGGAUUCUGCCUAUGCCAAAAGUUUGUAUGGGAAUGUAUUCCACGAUAGUGGAUUGCGACUGGUGUACCCUGAAAGCCCGGAGCUUGCAACUUCGUAUGGCUCAGCUCUUAAAGGCAUUAGCGAUGUGAUUCAUACAAGAACAAAGAGUGCUCGCAGUUAUGGAAUCUAUCAUCCCACUCUCCUUUCUUCACCCAAGAGCCCGAUGAGGGACAUCCGUAAACAGUUCGAGUGGCACAAAAGGCCAGCAAAGAAAGCCUUGGCUCAAAACCUAACAUGUUUGAGGCUCAUUGAUAUUCAGAACCUUGUCUACGAGGGAGACUACCACGACUCGAUGAUCUUUAAUCUCUUUUAUAUCCCCGCUGCCAUGCCACAAAUUCAAGAGGUCCAGGUGCUGUCGAUUGACAAUCCGAAUCCCCGCCCAAGCUAUGAGACUACAAGUGAGCUGCAUCAGAUCUGA
Molecule: messenger RNA, 1476 nt
Organism: Aspergillus sclerotioniger CBS 115572
Lineage: Eukaryota; Fungi; Ascomycota; Eurotiomycetes; Eurotiales; Aspergillaceae
Product: Hsp70 family protein
Exons: 8
Coding region: 1-1476 (491 amino acids)
Source: RefSeq, a predicted model, not a curated record